GAAAACAAAGGGAUGUCGUUAACUGAGAGAGAAAGUAUUCUGAACGACUUUGAAGUGGCCAAAAGACUUCUUAAACAAAUGCAAGAUCAUUUCACAGUACUGGAAUCAAAAGUGUCAACAAUUCGAGAUAACCGGCUGUAAUCGCCCCAGCAAGAUACAGGAGUCCUCCUGCAGCAGAUCGUUAAUGAGAGAACGUGAAAGAAGAAUAUAAGAGUAGAAACCAAGGUCGUUUUACAUAUUUACACUUACAGAUCUUCAAUGGCGUACUUGUUAAACAUACAUGCAUUUGUUGUUAUUGGCAUUGCUGGUUUUCAUUUCCGACGUUCUUUGGCGGAAACCAACUCAUCAACGCGCCCUUGGAAAAGAAUACCUCUCUACCGGGAUCUCACCAUAGCCUGGAUUGAAAGGCCUCCAUAUUUAACCUCCCCUUCUAACGAAUCUUUUGACAACGAGGCCGCUGGGUUGUUUCGAGAUGCGCUGUUAAAGUAUUUGGUGUCUGAAUGUGAAGAUGAUGGAAAAUACAAAUAUUUUUACAAAUUGCGAACAAGGAGAGCUCAAAGUGAAUUUGAAAUGAUCGAGCUGUUGAGGCAAGACAAAGUCCACAUGGCUGGUCCUAUAUUUAAACAACAUGGCGAUAAACAAUACAAUGAGUUUCUAUUUUUCAAACUGCUUGAUUAUCCCGGAACCGAAUACAUAACAACAGCUGAAGAAGAAACCAGAGGUAUCACUGUAGUAUUGAAUUCUGUGCUGAAGUCUUGGCCUUUGCUUGCAUUUACCCUCGUCCUAACUGCCAUCGCUGGAAUUAUCAUCUGGCUGCUAGAUUCAAACUGGAACAAUGAGGAGUUUCCGCGUUCGUUCUUCAGAGGCUCCUGGGAUGGAUUUUGGUGGUCUUUCAUUUCCAUGACCACCGUGGGAUAUGGAGACAAGGCUCCAAAAUCUAUCCUGGCUCGUAUAUUCUCGGUCGUCUGGAUCCAGUUAAGCCUAAUAAUCAUGGCUGUUUUUACGGCAAAUGUCACAUCUGCAUUGACGGCUCUCUCUCUGCAUCUGGAACCGACAAGUCUUAAUGAUGUUGAUGUUGCAGUGUUGAGCAAUGGAACCGAAUACCAGCAUGCAUUGGAAGAGAAUGCACGGCCGAAAGUCUAUGACAGCAUUGACGUCGCCAUUGAAGCACUGAAAUCGAAGCAAGUGAACGGAAUGCUAUUGGACCGCUACGCGGCUUCAUAUUAUCAAAGAGAUGGCACACUGGAAUCUUUUAUCACUGUUAAGAAGUUAGAUCUACAGAGAGAUGUGGGAACGCUGUUCCAUAACAGCAGAGAGAGUCUUGCUGAGUGCUUGGCAAACAAGUAUCGCUCAGACAUAUGGAGAUCGGUUCAAAGCGUUACUGACUUGUACAAGCUUACACAACAAAGGCCUGAGACAAGCUUCAAUCUCUUUGACGAGUCCUCCGUAUUUGUCAGAGAGUCCAUGUAUAUAUCACUUGGAGUAUUGGCUGCUUUGCUUGUCAUCGGCACAUCGUGGGAACUGCUCAUUAGACUGAAAGGAAAAGGAAAACAAAAUGUCGUCAUACACGUAGAGGAGGCCACGAAUAAAGAAAUGUACAUUGAGAGAGACACGAUUCGGGCCGAACUUGAAGUUAUGCGACGUCUUCUUCGCACAACACAAGAACAAUUUGACAAACUGGAGUCCAAAGUUUUUAGUAUGCGACUGAAAUGACAUCAAAAAGGAUGUUAAUUCAUUGGACAAGGAGAUCCCACGAUGUUGUGUGUCUGUUCAGUAACAGAUGCCGUGAAAUGUAGUAAGACCAAUAAAGUGCCACACGAAGUGCAGCCAUGUGUAUUAGUGAUGCUCUUACCGCAUUUUGACAUCUCCCAUGACCUGUUACAAACUCUCGGCAACAUGGAAAUCUAUUUCACUUAAGUUAAAUGUCGUUGAUGGUGAUGUCAUCCAUGCGUAUAUCCUCCCAAUAAAUAAGUAAGAACCAAUCAAAAUGCGUGUAGUAUUCAGCUUAUUCUAGUUAUAAAACAUCAUCGAGCUUUGCUAGCGCUAUGAAGUUACAGUUGAACCUCUCCACAACGGCCACCUUGAGGACAGAAGAAAGUGGCCGUUGUGGAGAGGUGGCCGUUGCAGAGAAGUUAAAUGACUUGUAUGGACAGCCCGCCGGGACCAAAAAAGGUGGCCGUUGUGAAGAGGAGGCCAUUAGAGAG
Stylophora pistillata is the source of this 2204-nucleotide messenger RNA. RefSeq lists its product as uncharacterized. Gene Ontology annotation, biological process: action potential; potassium ion transmembrane transport. The record is from RefSeq and is a predicted model, not a curated record. Gene Ontology annotation, molecular function: delayed rectifier potassium channel activity; ligand-gated monoatomic ion channel activity. Gene Ontology annotation, cellular component: membrane; voltage-gated potassium channel complex. NCBI's taxonomy places the organism in Eukaryota, Metazoa, Cnidaria, Anthozoa, Scleractinia, Pocilloporidae.